Thermothielavioides terrestris NRRL 8126 is the source of this 390-nucleotide messenger RNA. RefSeq lists its product as uncharacterized. Lineage: Eukaryota; Fungi; Ascomycota; Sordariomycetes; Sordariales; Chaetomiaceae. The record is from RefSeq and is a predicted model, not a curated record. Bases 1 to 390 code for a protein of 129 amino acids. Gene Ontology annotation, molecular function: zinc ion binding. The transcript has 3 exons.
AUGGCCUCCCAGCAGCAACAAGUCCCGAUCGAGAUGAAGCAAGGUGUCCAACAGGGUGCGCCGCCGCCCUUCACUCCCCAAGGACCGUAUAUGCAAGCCGCACCUCCCCAACCACAGUAUCAGCACGCCACACCCCUCGCGAACCUGCUCCAGGUCCCCGCACCGGUCGAUUGCCCCGUCUGCCGCAACCGAACCCUGACCAGGAUCGAAUACGUUUCGGGAGGGUUCACCGCCCUGAUCGCUUUCGCGGUCCUUGGCCUCUGCUGCUGCUGCAUCCCAUUCUUCAUCGACGGCACGAAGAAUGUCAGACACUACUGCGGGAGCUGCAAUGCUCUGUUGGCGACAUGGCAUAGGAGCGGGCACGGGACGGACGUGCAUGCGUACGCUUAG